GGACUGUAUCUUCACAAACAAUCGAAUAAUUUUGCAUUUUAUGUUUGUUGGAGGAGGGGUUGGGCAGAGGGAGAAAUUGCAAAUAAAAGGUGAAAGACUAAGCUGAAAAGCUCAGCACAGCCAAAGUGUCCCAGUUCAAACCAAGUCUUAACCUUUCCCCUGAUAAAUACUCAGCGGGAACUCCAAGAUCAAGGAAGCAACCAGCGAAUUCUCUCCCUCUUUUUCCGGAGAUAAAACCUAUAUUCUUUUCAGAUGCAACUGGGCUGGGGGAUUGUUUUAGAGGUGGACAGCGUUUCCCUGCGUCAGACCCUGGGAUGGUCCUAAAGGUGUUUUGGAAAGACCACAGGGCCGCUCUGAAUGAUGCGAGCUGUAAGUAGCCAGUGCUCAGUCACUACAUUAUCCUCAACGCCGCUGGAAAGCGGAGAGAGAUGCACACCGGCUCGGCUCGGCUCGGACUGUUUCAGCUAUAUUUAGGAACCCUCUCUUCACCCACACGUGCUUCCUUUUCUUCGGGGGCGGGUGUGGUUGGAUGGAUAUAUAAGCGAGAGACCGAGCAGCCGGGUCACCUCAGGAGGAUCGCUGAAGGCGCUCGGUGGUCAAGUGAGCAGCUGAGAGUGCCAAUCGCUGGGAAACCUGGAGCCCACUGCUUAGCGGUCAGCAGCGGAAGGAUUGUGUGCUAAUCAGGGACAGAAUUAGACCCCCCUCUCUCACACACACCAGUGCAGGAGGGGUCAGGUCCGGGGAGUGGACAAAAUCACUUUGUCAAAACUGCCUUGAAUGAGGAAUUUUCAUUGCGGCGGAAAUAUUGGCGUGUGGACUGCGCUGCCAGGCUCUGAGGUUUUGGCUCGCCGGAGGUUUCCUCUUUGCCUGCUGUGUUCAUUCGUGCAAUCUACCCCCCCCCCCCCCUCUCUCUCUCUCUGAGCUGCUGAAGAGUUUUCGCUGGGAGAUAGUGUGGAAGGCAGGAGAAAAAAAGUUGCCCACGUCGCUGGCAUGAAGCGAAAGCAGAAGCGAUUCUUGCAGAUGAUCGGCCUGUUCAUCGCGGCUCUGGUUUUCUUGCCCAAUGUUGGAAUCUGGUCCCUUUACAAGGAGAAGCAUUUGGAAAAGUCCACGGAGGCGGGAGGUCAGAGGUUUCCAUUUGUACCCAAUGAAGAGCAUUCCUACAGCUGGACAGAUGGGCUGAAAAGAAAAGACUGGCACAAUUAUGAACGUAUUCGGCAAGACCUCCUGCGUUCUGGAAAGGGUGAACAUGGGAAGCCUUACCCACUGACGGAGGAGGAUCAGUCUGACUCAGCGUACAGGGAAAACGGUUUCAACAUUUAUGUGAGCAACAGCAUUGCCCUGGACCGCUCACUGCCUGACAUCCGACAUCCAAACUGCAAGCAUAAAAUGUACUUGGAGAAGUUGCCAAACACCAGUAUCAUCAUCCCAUUCCACAACGAGGGUUGGUCAUCGCUCCUGCGGACAGUGCACAGUGUUAUCAGCCGGUCUCCUGACCAACUGAUCGCAGAGAUCAUUCUCGUGGAUGACUUCAGCGACAGAGCAUCGGUUGCAUAUGUUAAAAGAGGCUGCUGUGCGGUAGGUGAUUCUUUUUUUCUGUGAACGUUCAUUGAUAUGGUG
Messenger RNA from Chiloscyllium plagiosum (whitespotted bambooshark), 1617 nucleotides. The record is from RefSeq and is a predicted model, not a curated record. Lineage: Eukaryota; Metazoa; Chordata; Chondrichthyes; Orectolobiformes; Hemiscylliidae.